Lolium rigidum is the source of this 1292-nucleotide messenger RNA. RefSeq names its product phosphopantothenate--cysteine ligase 2-like. The record is from RefSeq and is a predicted model, not a curated record. Gene Ontology annotation, molecular function: phosphopantothenate--cysteine ligase activity. The coding region runs from base 16 to 996 and encodes 326 amino acids. The transcript has 9 exons. Gene Ontology annotation, cellular component: nucleus; cytoplasm. NCBI's taxonomy places the organism in Eukaryota, Viridiplantae, Streptophyta, Magnoliopsida, Poales, Poaceae. Gene Ontology annotation, biological process: coenzyme A biosynthetic process.
CAUACCGUGGUAGCCAUGGAUCCGACCAGCGCCGCGGCUCGCCGGAGCUCAGAGGACGAGGCGGCGGCCUUCUUCCGCGCCGCGCCGGCCCUCCGCGAACGCGACGCCGUCGCCGCCACCCUCGCCGGCUUCGUCGCCCGCCACUCCCGCUCCGCAGGGACCGGAGGAGGGCCCGUGGGGGUGGUCUGCGUCACCUCCGGCGGCACCACGGUGCCCCUGGAGCAGCGGUGCGUGCGCUACAUCGACAACUUCAGCUCCGGCCAGCGAGGGGCCGCGUCCACCGAGUAUUUUCUCAAGGCUGGUUACGCCGUCAUCUUCAUCCAUCGCCGUGGGAGCAAGCAGCCUUACUGUAGAUUUCUCCCAGAGGAUUCGUUUCUUGAUCUCUUUGAGCUCGGUGAAGAAUCAGAGAUCCAAGUCCCAGAAUCUCAUACCACGGUGGUCAAGACAGCGAUUAGCAGCUAUCGCAAGGCAACUGAUGAAGGUCUACUUCUGAAACUUCCCUUCACUACAAUUUUUGAGUACCUUCAGCUACUGCAAUUGGUAUCAACUUCCAUGAAUUGCUUGGGACACCACGGAAUGUUUUAUCUUGCUGCUGCAGUUUCUGACUUCUACGUUCCAUGGGAGAGCAUGGCUAAACAUAAAAUCGAGUCAGCAGGUGGCCCUUUGAACAUGCAACUCAAUCAAGUUCCUAAGAUGCUUUUCAUCCUCAGGAACCAUUGGGCUCCUUCAGCAUUUUGUGUAUCCUUCAAGCUCGAGACAGAUCCGGACAUCCUUCUGCAGAAGGCAGAGAUGGCCUUGAGAAAGUACGGUAUGAAUGUCGUGGUGGCAAACGAGCUAGCGAACUACAAAGACGUGGUUGUCAUGGUCACAAGUAGCGGGAAGACAACUGUUAGCAGGCGCAGCAAGGCAGAUGACCUUGAGGAACAGCUCAUCGUUCUCCUGGUAAAGAUGCACUCGGAUCACAUUACGCAGCCCAAUCCAGACCAAGAAACAUGAGACCUUAUACUGAGAUGUGAAAGGCAAGUAUCUGCAAUCUCUCGUGGCAUCUACAUCCAAGUAUGUUAGAAGCUGCAUAGAGCCGGUAAAGUCUGAUUCUAUCUUUGAUUUCACACGAUGUUGCCGGUGUCUGCUGGACGACCGAUGGUCAUGGCACGAGGAUGGAUCAUGAACAUCCUGUCCUGUUGUAAAUGGUGCUACAAAGAUAUACUACCUGUUCAGGUGCACCAGUAUAUUCUGUUAUCUGCAGUAUGCUCCUCUGAGCAGAAAAGACAUGCAUACGCUUCUUGGCAUCA